AGAGAGAGAGAGAGAGAGAGAGAGAGAGAGAAUGGUAGAUCCAAGAAAGACAAGAUAUACGAUUGCAAUUAUGAAUUAAUGCAAUGUCAACAGCGAUUGGAACUCUACCACUGAGAGCCGCUGAACCCAAAACGAGCUCCCCCUGUUUUCAAGUCGAGAACCUCAUUUCCUUACCUUGCCUGCAACUUUGUCCUGAUCGUUCUGCACCUUGACUGUUGGAUUCGCCAGUAACAGAACGAACAGAACGAUGUUCAGCCCCAGUAACACCAACGUCAACAUCAACUCCAACAACAACGCCAAUAACGUUUUGCCCAUAGGCGCUCAUCAGAAUGUCUCCACUCACCCGAUGCAAAAUGCAAGCACUGGAGCUGCAAAUGCAUUUGUAAUCCAGGAUGGCAGUUUGGCGCCGCUGCGAAGUGCUGUUCUUAUGCGACCCUCGGGUACAUUGAUGGCACAAGGAUUAAUGAAUGGUCAGCCGCAGACCUUUCAGCAGGCGCACGCUCAACAGCUUCAGUCGCAGCAGUUUCAACUUCAGCUUCAGCAACAACAGAGACACCAACACCAACACCAACAGCAACAGCAACAGCAACAGCAACAACAGCAGCCCAUCCAGCAAGGCCCUUCAUCAGCGCAACAAUUUCAGCAAACUCAGUUGCCUAUUCAAUUGAUCCAGGCACAGGCGAUACCCGCUACACCUCUGAACUUUUCGUACCAAGUUCCCUCGCAAACGCCAGUCUACCAACCAGACCAAUUGAGCGCGGUUCAAUUGCAGCAACAGAGGCAGCUACAAUUUCAGCAACAACAGCUGCAGCAGCAACACCAACGAGUACCACCACAAAUCCACCAGCAACAGCAGCUUCAGCAGGCACAGCAGCAGCAGCAGCAGCACCUCCAGCUGCAGCUUCAACAACAACAGCAACAACAACGUCAACAGCAGGCACUACAGCUGCAGAUGCAGCAACUGCAACAGCAGCAAGCUCCACAGCAGCUGGAGCAAAAGCACCAGGAACCGCAACAACAACCGGAACAACCAAAGACUCAGAUGCAGCAACAUCAAAAGCAACAGCAACAACAGCAAUUAUUGCACCUAAAUUCGCAAUCCCAAGUUCAACCACAGCACCCGCAGCCUAUAUCGGAACCUCAGCCGCAGUCGCAUCAACAUCAGCCUCUUCAGGCACAGGCUCCAUGGCAAGAUGGCGAUGCCAUUCAAUUAAACAACGCAUCAAGUAUUGAUUUCACACAAGAUGAGCAGGAAGGAAAGGCAAUACUACGGCUAAUGGAAUUCUGCCGAAGCCUUAGUAAUCAUGAAGAGAAUCAGACGAUCGAGUUUUGGCAAGGGUUCGUAAACCAGUUUUAUGCGACCGAAGGUAGACAAAAGUAUACACUGGUUAAUUCUAUGGACAAAGGAAUCAAAGUGUUCGAGCUCCCUGUUUCGUCUCUUGCCAAGUUCUACCACGUCAACUGCGUAUCAGGUGUCAAAGAAAUGAGGAUGACGCUGGAUAGAGUCGUAGGGCUCGUUUCGAAGGCACCUCUGACAGUUGAAUGUUCCAAGGUGUCCUUACUUUCAGAUUACACCAAUGGGACCAAGGUUAUCAUGAAUGGCACUGUGAAGGUUGUGUUCACGCAGGCAUAUAAAAUCGAGAGGCUGGACUUUACAGCGUCAGAUUAUGUGGAACUCAUACCUCGCCCAAAGGAGGAUCUAUCAACGAGUCCGACUCUGGAUCCGAAAGCAGAUACGAAAAAAAGGCCGACUUCUAAGCGCGCGGGUGCGUCUAACAAAGAGGCGUCUCAAAGCGUUCCAGAACGCGUCGUCAAUGAAUUUGGUGUCACUAACAAAACUAUGCGGAAUCUCGAGAUUUCUGAUCUGCGCUCCAGGAUGCCGGAGUUGAUGCAGUCGACUGCAAGCAAUAUGAAGCUAUCACCAGGUUAGGACUACUACAAGCACUCAAAGUCGGAGGGGGAG
Gamsiella multidivaricata is the source of this 1963-nucleotide messenger RNA. Its product is annotated as LIM-domain binding protein-domain-containing protein. The coding region runs from base 248 to 1930 and encodes 560 amino acids. Gene Ontology annotation, cellular component: transcription regulator complex; nucleus. Gene Ontology annotation, biological process: positive regulation of transcription by RNA polymerase II; negative regulation of transcription by RNA polymerase II. The record is from RefSeq and is a predicted model, not a curated record. NCBI's taxonomy places the organism in Eukaryota, Fungi, Mortierellomycota, Mortierellomycetes, Mortierellales, Mortierellaceae. The transcript has 6 exons.